UUUAUUUGACCUCUGCAAAUAAGUUAAAUAAACAACUGUUUUCUUUAGUGAGAGUAGGCUUGUAAUAUAUUAUGUCGUUUACACGAAUGAGAGAGACUCUACCAGCUCAGGACAAAGGAAAACCAUUGGAGCAAUCUGAGGAGGCAGAUGACCGCUCUCCAAGGCUUAGUCGAUGUCCCAAGCCUAAAUUUCAACUGAGAAAAUUCUCCUCUAAAGCAGCUGUGUUAGUGCUCAUUUGGAACUUCCUAGUGAACUGUAUAUUUGGAUCGCUGGACAAUCUCAUUUAUCUGUUUCAUCUGAAUGAAGAAGCGUUUUCUAAUGUUUUCCCCUUCACAAUGUUGAUUAUUGUUGCCCUACUCUCUGGUUGGAUUGCAGACACUUACCUCGGACAUUACAGGACAGCCAAGAUUGGAUUUGUACUAUUGUUUGUAGCGUCUGUCUUGCAAUCAGUGCUUGUGAUAGCAAAGCAUUCGCCUGAUGAAAAUUACCCGCUUGGUUUGAGAAUUGGGUUGGUUGCGCCUACAGUGUCUCUAGGUUAUGGCAGCGCAGCUAUUCUAUUGGUCACCUUGCCUCAAAUCGGUCUAGAUCAAAUGCCUGAUUGCUUCGUCACAAACAUUACUAGUUUUAUUGCCUGGUUUGUCUUUUCAGUAUUUGCUGGUUUUUGGGUUAGUGAGUUUUCAACGACCAUAGUUGCAGUUUGUAUUGGGGACGAUUUAGCUACUGUCUGGAGCUUGUUUCCAGUGAUAUGCAUGUCGAUUGUUCUCAUCUCAGACUUUUUCUUAACUCCAAAAUGGCUAAUAAUUAAACCAAAAUCGCCGAAGUCACUAAAAAAUAUCUACCGUGUUUUGAAUUUUGCAUCUAAACACAAGUCUCCUGUUAACCGCAGUGCUCUGACAUACUGGGAGGAAGACAUACCCUCUAGAAUAGACCUGGGGAAGUCAAAAUAUGGUGGACCGUACACGAUAGAGCAAGUUGAAGAUGUGAAAACUCUCCUACAAAUCUUGGCUCUAACGACUCCCCUUUGGAUAACUCUUACGUCAUUUAACAUGUAUGGCAACACAAUGUCUCUAGCAGAUUUCAAUGGAACGGUUUUAGAUGAGCGAUGCUCGUCACAAGUCGCGCAGUACUUCACCUAUGAUUGGUACUUGGUUGCUAUGGUUCUCAUUGUGGUUUACGAGCUGGUGAUUUACCCGCUAUUUGGGCACAUAGUUACAAGCAGCAUUCGACGUAUUGGUGCAGCAACUGUGCUCACUGCAAUUUUGAACAUUCUUUGCAUAUUUCUGUCUAUUUACUACUAUUACACGAAUUAUAUUCCUGUUGUGGUAGCUUAUGGUCACACGUUCAGUGUGUGUCUGAUCGCCUUGUUGAUGUUGACUGCUUUAGUUGAGUUUGUGUCUGCUCAGUCUCCCUACAAUAUGCGUGGUCUCCUUCUUGGCUAUGUAUGGUGCAUCAAUUCUUUCACAUAUGCAAUCGCCAGCCUUGCCUAUUACAUGACACGUGACUUUGAAGAUAACCAAGUUGUGUUAUUAGUACACACUGUUAUAUCUGCUCUGCUCAGUCUAAUAGGGUUGGUAUCGUUCGGUCUGCUUGCUCGCUGGUAUACUGGGAGAGUUAGAGAUGACGUUACGACUCCUCAUAUGUGGGUGGAAGAAGUAUACGACCGAUAUCUCCCCGAAAAACCUGAUGUUAAUUGAUGUACAUGUAUGUCACAUACGCUCAAAAUUGUUUUUCCCUUGUCACCACCCUUAAUUAUAUAAAAAAAUGUUAUACCAAAUUCCAUGCUUUUUGUGUUGACAAAUUUUUUUGUUUCAUUUCUGUGUACUGGUGAUUUCUGGGGGGCAAAAUAUUCGGGAUUUUCGUGGUUGAACACUGGACCACGAAUAUUUUACCCAUAAAUGAAGCGA
Molecule: messenger RNA, 1904 nt
Organism: Halichondria panicea
Lineage: Eukaryota; Metazoa; Porifera; Demospongiae; Suberitida; Halichondriidae
Product: solute carrier family 15 member 4-like
Exons: 1
Coding region: 72-1694 (540 amino acids)
Biological process (GO): transmembrane transport
Cellular component (GO): membrane
Molecular function (GO): transmembrane transporter activity
Source: RefSeq, a predicted model, not a curated record